This is a messenger RNA of Contarinia nasturtii (swede midge), 1445 nucleotides long. Its product is annotated as ERI1 exoribonuclease 2-like. Gene Ontology annotation, molecular function: 3'-5'-RNA exonuclease activity; nucleic acid binding. The transcript has 4 exons. Bases 153 to 974 code for a protein of 273 amino acids. The record is from RefSeq and is a predicted model, not a curated record. Lineage: Eukaryota; Metazoa; Arthropoda; Insecta; Diptera; Cecidomyiidae. Gene Ontology annotation, biological process: exonucleolytic trimming to generate mature 3'-end of 5.8S rRNA from tricistronic rRNA transcript (SSU-rRNA, 5.8S rRNA, LSU-rRNA).
UCAGUUUCCAAGGCGACUUCAGGCGAUCACCACGGUAUUCAAUCACAAGAAGUAUUCAAGUUAAAAAAUUCAUAACGUUUUUUUGAACUAUUCGGAAAAGUAUUAACCAUUCAUUCAAUAGCAUACUUUAACAUCGCCCGUGUGUUUCAAGCAUGUCUGAUUAUUUUGAUUUCGAUUACGAUGAUGAAUAUGAUCUAUUCGACUACGAUGAUGAUAUUGAUCAUAUCGAUCAUAUCGAUCUAUUCGAUUACGAAGAUAAUGAUAUAUUCGAGGAGUUGGAGAACAGAUCGUCUUACUCAUCGAACAGAUCGAAUAAUUCUCGGCCUUUUGAAUAUCUGAUUUGCCUUGAUUUUGAAGCAACGUGCUGGGAACAAGACAUGAAUGUUCGUAUAAGGGAACAAAAACAAGAAAUAAUCGAGUUCGGCGCUGUGUUGGUCAACCUUCGUAGCGGUGCAGUUGAAUCCGAGUUUCAUGAAUAUGUGCGGCCAACAAAUCAGCCGAUUCUUUCCGCAUACUGCACGAAUUUGACUGGUAUUACUCAGGCAUUGGUAAAUCGCCAACAACCAUUUCCGGUUGUUUAUCGAAAGUUCGAUAAUUGGUUGACUGGAAUCCGCACUGCAAAGCAAUUAAGAUUUGCAACACCAAGUAUGCGAACUGGAAAUCAUCGCAACACCACAUUUUGCUCGUGGACGAAUUGGGAUUUGGGAAACUUUUUCAAAUGGGACUGUGCGCGCCAUGGAAUACAGCGGCCAGAUUACUUAAGGGCGUGGAUCGAUGGUCGAAAGAUUUUCAAGAACAAGUUUCCAUGUGAACAGAUCAAUUUCGAACAAGCUUUGCGACAAUUGAAUGUCCCUCGCACUGGCAAUGCACACUCGGCAAUUGAUGACGCAAAAACGUUGGCUAAAUUGAUGAAUCGCUUGAAUGAAAGAGGUGCACGAAUUUGCGAAGCGACAACCUACCAUUUUUCUGCUUGAGUGAGAAAUAUAUAUUGUCAUGGCGUCAUGAAGAAAAAUAAUUUUAAAAACUAUAAAAACAUUCAUUCCUCUCGAAAUCAUAAAUUACUUUAAAAGAAUGUUAAAUUAUCAAAAUAAUCCAUGAAAAAGAUUCAAACAAAACUUUAACACUUUUAUUCGUCCGAAUCAGAGUUUCUAAGUAACAAACAAAAUACGAUCAACGCUAUUGUGGAUUUCCUUUGGUUUCCAAUAUUUUGAUCAAAAUACCAAUUUCAAGUCAGAAUUCUAUUAAAUUUAAAUAAAUACAUGAUUUCAACAAUUAUUAUGAUUAAAAUAAAAAUAAAUGUUGUAUAAAACUGUUGAGUGUCUUGAGCAAAGUAUCAAAAUGAUUCAAAUGGAACUUUGAUAGCAAAAACAUAAAUUAAGCGAAUUAUCAUUUUACAACAACAUUGAAUUGUCAAAAUAAUUCACAAAAUAGUCUUAAACCAUUUU